CGGUGAUUAUCGAGCAAAGCGAAACGGAGAGAGCGCUCUCUCUCUAUUUCUUCACCAUCGCUGUUUCUUUCUCUUUCUCUUUCUCUUUUUCUUUCUCACUUUCUGUCUAAUUAUUUUCUCUCUCUCUCUCUCUAGAAAUUCGAAGAGAGUGAAAUCUAGGGUUUCAUUUCUUUUUCUUCGCUAGAUAUAAUCUAGGGUUAGGUUAUACAAUAAAAGGGGAAAAAAUCGAAGGGAUCUCGAUCUCUGAUUAAACCAAGAAGAAGAUGAGCUUGGAUUCGGUCCCUUCGAACACACAUGGAAACCUUGAUGAGCAGAUUAAUCAACUCAUGCAGUGCAAGCCCUUAUCUGAGCAAGAGGUGAGGGGAUUAUGUGAGAAAGCUAAGGAAAUUUUGAUGGAAGAAAGCAAUGUUCAGCCUGUUAAAAGCCCCGUUACAAUAUGUGGUGAUAUCCAUGGUCAAUUUCAUGAUCUGGCUGAACUUUUUCGAAUUGGUGGAAAGUGUCCAGAUACAAAUUAUUUGUUCAUGGGAGAUUACGUAGACCGAGGCUACUAUUCAGUUGAAACUGUAACGCUCUUGGUAGCCCUGAAGGUGCGCUAUCCUCAACGAAUUACUAUUCUACGGGGAAAUCAUGAAAGUCGUCAGAUUACUCAGGUUUAUGGCUUUUAUGAUGAGUGUCUACGGAAGUAUGGCAAUGCCAAUGUUUGGAAGAUCUUUACAGAUUUGUUUGACUAUUUUCCACUGACAGCCUUGGUUGAAUCAGAGAUAUUUUGUCUCCAUGGUGGACUAUCCCCCUCCAUUGAAACUCUUGAUAACAUACGGAAUUUUGAUCGUGUUCAAGAAGUUCCCCAUGAGGGUCCCAUGUGUGACCUUUUGUGGUCUGAUCCUGAUGAUCGUUGUGGUUGGGGUAUCUCACCGAGGGGUGCUGGAUAUACCUUUGGCCAAGACAUAUCUGAGCAAUUUAACCACACAAACAAUUUAAAGCUCAUUGCUAGAGCCCAUCAACUGGUUAUGGAAGGAUACAACUGGGGUCAUGAACAAAAGGUUGUUACCAUAUUUAGCGCACCGAAUUACUGUUAUCGGUGUGGAAACAUGGCAUCCAUAUUGGAAGUUGAUGAUUGCAAGGGUCACACAUUCAUUCAGUUUGAGCCGGCUCCAAGGAGGGGAGAGCCAGAUGUUACCCGAAGAACACCUGAUUACUUCCUAUAAUGCAAGUUGGGAUAAGUAAUUGAAUACCCCUGGCUAGUGCCUCCUAGCUGGUUUAAUUAUUGAGGGCUUUUUCAAAUUUAAGAUUAUAAUUGGGCUAUGGUGAUUGAAAAGCAUGUACAAUGGGCAGUUGAGGCUUCCUAGGCUAGAGGAUGGUUUAGUUUCCACAAAGAGGAAGCAAUGAAGCUGGCGAUGCAAUUGCUGCAUAUGUACCAUUUCCAGCAAAACAAUGUGGCAUCUUUCAUCUCAUUUCUUUGAUUUUCAUUUUUGUUCCAUUUUCUUUUUUUCUUUUUUCUGUAGAAGGGAUGGUUGUUUGGGGUAUGGGGAUAUGUAGAGGGACAAUGAGUUGACCUGUAAUGGUGCUUCUAUUUUUAUUUUUAUUUUUCACUCCUGUAGUUCUAAUCAAGUGUUCUCCAAUAUGAACUUCCAUUGUUUUCUAUGUAGUUUGACCCUUAACAUUCUAUGCUAUGCUAUUUUAUGUAUAUUUAUUUGCAGGUA
Messenger RNA from Jatropha curcas, 1700 nucleotides. RefSeq names its product serine/threonine-protein phosphatase PP2A catalytic subunit. Lineage: Eukaryota; Viridiplantae; Streptophyta; Magnoliopsida; Malpighiales; Euphorbiaceae. The record is from RefSeq and is a predicted model, not a curated record. Gene Ontology annotation, molecular function: protein serine/threonine phosphatase activity.